AGUCUGUUUCAACUUUCAAGUUUGGAAAGAGGCGUAUUUUGGGAACCGAAAUGGAGAUUUCUGUGGAGAUUCAAGAUGGUUUGCAGUUAGCCGGGAGUUCUGCUAGAGUUCAAGAUAAGGCCUUCGAGCCUUUGCUACAGAAAAUAUUCUCAGACGUUUCGGAAACCGGUAAUUCUAAUGAAAAUGAUGGAGCUCUUUCCUCUAUUGAACCAGCUGUUUUGAAGCAGAGUUAUGCAGCACUGUACACCCUUGUCUUAGAAGCAUGUAAACAUGAUGCAGACAACAGUACAAUCAGCUCCAUCUUAGAGGACAGCAAGUUCAGCCAGGAUAGGAUAGAUAUCUUCAUCAAGUGCUUCCAGGAGAAGAAACAAGUGAUUAGAUCCAUGCUGAGUAACAUCAGCCACACCCCUCCCCACAUCGUUGAUGUAGACUGGCGUUUAGACUACUAUCUGAAGAACAAGCACAUAGAUAAAAUCAACCAGCCGACCUAUCAGAUAAGUUUGAAGACAGAGCAGGGUCAUAGAGGCACCAAAGAUGUACAGUUUAGUUGUUCAUUAGAACAGUUACAGGACCUGGUUGGAAAACUCAAGGAUGCUACAAAAAGUUUGGAAAAGGCAGCACAAGGUUCAUAGCAGAAAUCACAUCGAAAAAAUGGUCCUAUGUAUGUAAAUAUAAAGAGAGUAGUUUUAUACUGGUGAUAGGAUAGUGACAGUAGUUAAAUGUUCUGACAAUACAACUCAUGAUUCAUUCCAGAUUUAGUUUGCAAUGCAACUUUUGUGACAUGUUUAUGUGGCCAGAUAUUGCUAUACAUGUAUUGUUAUCUGUGUAUUGAAGAAAGCAUAUUUU
Molecule: messenger RNA, 846 nt
Organism: Lytechinus pictus (painted urchin)
Lineage: Eukaryota; Metazoa; Echinodermata; Echinoidea; Temnopleuroida; Toxopneustidae
Product: COMM domain-containing protein 3-like
Exons: 5
Coding region: 51-632 (193 amino acids)
Biological process (GO): sodium ion transport
Source: RefSeq, a predicted model, not a curated record